ACCUAUGUACUACUUGGGAACCAGCUUACUGCAGCCAAGGUGUUCACAGCUCUGGCUCUUGUGGGUGAGGAUGUUAAUUCUGCCGCUGAACAAUUUCCCAUGGGUGCUGAACGGAGUCUUAGAGGCCAAGGUGUCCUUGGAUCGGAUCCAGAGCUUCCUGGAGCUGCCAGACCAAAAUCUGCUGGAAUAUUACAACAAGGAGGCGCCCCCUACAGGAGGAGCCUCAGUGGUUGAGAUGCAGGAUGCUUUGUUUUCCUGGGGGGCAGCAUUUAAGGACGAUAUGGAGAGAUCCACCUCACUGCAAGUCUCCAUUGGUCAUCUGUCUGUUCCCAAGGGAGCGCUGGUUGCCAUUGUCGGAAAAGUUGGGUGUGGAAAAAGCUCUCUAUUGGCCGCAAUGACUGGAGAACUGACCAGGUGCAGGGGAGCACUGUACGUGUCGCACCAGGAAGCUGGCUUUGGUUUUGUGGCGCAGGAACCAUGGAUACAGUUUGCCACCAUCAGGGAUAAUAUUCUGUUUGGGAAGGAAUAUAAUGAGCAUCUAUAUAAGGAGGUUGUGGAGGCCUGCGCCCUGACCGAGGACCUGAGUAUAUUUCCUGCUGGAGACCAGACUGAAGUCGGGGAGAACGGUGUCACUCUCAGUGGAGGACAGAAGGCUCGAGUCAGUCUGGCCCGAGCUGUGUAUCAAGAGAAGGACAUUUAUCUGCUGGAUGACCCCCUGGCUGCAGUAGAUGCAGACGUGGCCUCUCACCUCAUGGAGAAAUGCAUCCUGGGUAUUUUGCGGCACAAGACCCGGAUCCUCUGCACUCACCGGACCGAGCUGCUGGAGAAAGCUGAUCUUCUCAUCUUGAUGGAUCAUGGGAAAAUAAUCCAGACUGGACCCCCUGAAGAGAUCAUGGCUUCGCUUGAAGCUUCCCCAAAACUCAAAGUCUCCAAAAGUGAAACACAAGAAAAAGAGAAUGGUGGCAGUGGUGUUGAUGAAGAGAAUGACGGGAAGGAGGUCCUGCUCCCUGUCUCUGCGAUGGGGGGAGGAGGAAAAGAAGGAGGGGGCAGUCUCCCUACAGGUGUACGCGGCAUAUUGGAGGGCAGUGGGGAGCUGCCUGGCCGUAUCGGUGCUGCUGGCCUUAUUCCUUAUGCAGGCUUCCAGGAAUGUGUCUGACUGGUGGCUGUCACACUGGAUUGCAAGCUUCUCAGACAUGUCAAGAAAUGUGUCAAUGUCAGUGCUGAUCCCUCCUGUACCGUCACCUGCACUGCUUCUCUUCUCCUCCGGAACUCUUGUGUCUCCAGUGAGAUGGGCUGAGUCUGCAGAUCAGAACAGUUCUGGGAAUAUAACCUUCUAUCUGUCAGUAUAUGGUGGGAUUGCAGCGGCCAAUUCCAUCUUCACCGCUUUGCGAGCGCUGCUCUUCGCCCUGGGAACUGUGCACGCCGCCACCGCAAUCCACAGGCGCUUAUUGCAGAGAGUGCUGCAGGCCACAGUAACGUUCUUCGACAGCACGCCAGUUGGACGCAUCAUCAAUCGAUUCUCCUCCGAUAUGUACUGCGUGGAUGAUUUUCUGCCCUUCAUGCUCAAUAUAUUCUUGGCCAACAUCUUUGGUCUGCUGGGCAUGCUGGUGAUGAUCAGCUACGGUCUGCCAUGGAUCCUGCCUGUCCUCCUUCCUCUGGGUCUCUUGUACUAUUCCAUUCAGAGAUUUUACCGCCACACGUCUCGCGAGCUCAAGCGGCUGCAAAGCAUCACCCUCUCUCCGAUCUACAGCCACUUCUCUGAGACAUUGUCCGGCCUGAGCACCAUCCGCGCCACACGCCAUACUGACAGGUUUAAAGUUGAAUGUGAGUCUCGUCUAGACGUGAACCAGCGCUGCGUGUUCGCCAGUAAUACCGCCAUCCAGUGGCUGGACAUCCGCCUGCAGAUGAUUGGAGUAGUAGUUGUGACGGCCAUCGCUGUUAUCGCCAUAAUCCAGCACCAGAGGAGAGCCGGCGAUCCAGGUCUAGUUGGGCUGUCCCUGUCCUAUGCGCUCUCUAUCACAGGAUUGUUGUCCGGUCUCAUCUCCAGCUUCACUCAGACAGAAGCCAUGAUGGUGAGUGUGGAGAGAGCUGAAGAGUACUCCACCAUGCUGCCAUGUGAACCGAGAGAGGGGAUAGUGACGGUAGAACCAGACUGGCCCAAACAUGGGUGUAUUGAGUUUAGAGAUGCCAUUUUAUGUUACCGCCCUGGCCUCCCCAAUGCUCUGGAUGGUGUGAACUUCACCAUAUCUCCUGGGGAAAAGAUUGGAAUUGUGGGUCGGACAGGCUCUGGAAAGUCCUCUUUGUUCCUGGUGCUCUUCCGCAUGAUGGAGCUGAAUUCUGGACAUAUUCUUAUUGAUGGCACUUCCACACGAGAGCUGAAUUUGGAAGACCUGAGGGUCACGACUUGCCAUCAUCCCCCAGGAUCCCUUUCUGUUCAGUGGUAGUGUCAGGGAGAACCUGGAUCCUUUGUCUCGCCACACGGAUUCUGAUCUGAUGGAUGUUCUCUUCCAGUGUCACCUGCAGGAUUUGGUGGAACGUAUUGGGGGUCUGGAUGCAGAUGUUGGUGACAAAGGGAAGAAUUUCUCCCUUGGACAG
Staurois parvus is the source of this 2595-nucleotide messenger RNA. Lineage: Eukaryota; Metazoa; Chordata; Amphibia; Anura; Ranidae. The record is from the annotation of a GenBank genome assembly.